Molecule: messenger RNA, 1479 nt
Organism: Talaromyces stipitatus ATCC 10500
Lineage: Eukaryota; Fungi; Ascomycota; Eurotiomycetes; Eurotiales; Trichocomaceae
Product: peroxisome biosynthesis protein (PAS10/Peroxin-12), putative
Exons: 2
Coding region: 1-1479 (492 amino acids)
Biological process (GO): protein monoubiquitination; protein import into peroxisome matrix
Cellular component (GO): peroxisomal membrane; peroxisomal importomer complex
Molecular function (GO): ubiquitin-protein transferase activity; protein binding; zinc ion binding
Source: RefSeq, a predicted model, not a curated record
AUGGAAUACACAUCCAGCCUGCAGAGUGAACUGGAUGACUUGAAACCAUCGCUUUUCGAACUUCUUGCUGAGGAACAGCUUUCCUCCCUUCUUCCCCCUUCAAUCCGGUACCUACUAGCUGUUGCGACCCAUCGACAUCCUCGGUAUCUUCUACGCAUCCUCAACAACUUCGACGAGCUCUACGCUCUCCUUUCACUUGUCGUUGAACGAUACUACCUCCUCACCUUCGGCGGCUCAUUCACAGAAAAUUUCUAUUCCCUCAAGCGUGAGCGCGUACUCUUCACAAAGAAUGGCGAGAUACCUCGAGCGCAAAUCGGCGCCGCGACAGCAGUUCGAGAGAGCCUAAGGUUACGUACAUCCGAUGUCUGGAAAAAUCUGGCUAUCAUGGUGGGAUUGCCAUAUCUCAAACGCAAAUUGGACGAAAGCUACGACAUUCAUGUUGUACCUCAAUCAUCCUCUCUCCUCGGCGGACCGAGAUACAACCGUCAUGACGAUUUGCCGCCCAACCCGACAAUAAAACAGCGUCUCAUGUUCUAUUAUAAAUGGUUCCUUCGAAAUGUUUAUCCUUCUGUGAACGCGGCAUAUUAUUUCUCUAUACUGGCAUUCAACCUUGCCUAUCUCUUUGAUAACACAAGAUACUCUUCACCGUUCUUAUGGUUGAUUGGAACGCGCAUUCGUCGCCUGGGACCGGCCGACCACCGCGCCAUCGCAACGGCCAUGCAACCCAAGCCUGGUAGCAAUAAUCUCCGCCAGCGUCCCGGGUCAGGAUUACUCGGCCUAUUGAGCCCCCAAAAUAUAUACCCACAACUUCUACAGUCAUUACGAUUCUUCCUUCCAGCAUCAAUAUUCGCCCUAAAAUUUCUCGAGUGGUGGCAUGCGAGCGACUUCUCGCGGCAACUAGCUCGCAAAGUCACCGAGACCCUUGAUUUGCCUGCUCCAGUGGUAACUGGCAUGAUAGACCCUUCUUUAAAGAAAAAGGCCACCAACAACAAAACCACCACAUCCCCUUCACCGAACUUGAAACCAGCCAUUAAGACUUCAGCAUCCCGCCGUCAGCCACCCAUAUCAUCAACUUCCUAUCUCCCCAUCUUUACAGUUCCAAUACCAGCUCCGGAUUCUGAUAAUGCAGGCGCAUGCCCAAUCUGCCUCAAUCCGCUCACGAACCCUACCGCAUGUCAAACCGGAUAUGUGUUUUGCUAUGGUUGUGUAUUCCGAUGGCUGAAUGGCGACCAUGAACGACAAAUAGAUUUCAUGAAUGGAGUAGACGGCGGCGCAGCCUGGGAUACUCCUGAUGAUGAUGUGGGCGACUCUGAAGAGAAUGACCAGGAUAAAGGAAAAGAUAGAUCAGAAGCGCGUAGCGUAUCCGCGGAGUCAAAUAAGAAUCGCGAAGGGAAGUGGGAGAGUGGGAAGGGAAGAUGUCCUGUGACAGGCCGGAGGGUAUUGGGCGGUACGGAUUGUUUGAGGAGAGUUUUAGUCUAG